UCAAGAUGGUCGCCUACAGUAAGAAACAUAACUGAAUCAGCGAUGGGGGAAUUCAGAGUUCAUCGAGUUCGAUUUUUUGAGUAUCAACCAAAAGCGAUUCAGUGUAUUGUUUAUGGAAAAGAAGUAAAUAAGGUUGCAUUAUCCAGGUCUGAUGGAUGUAUUGAGACUUGGGACUUAAAAAAUGAUUGGUAUCAAGAUAAAGUAAUACAAGGGAGUGAAUCCAAAUCAAUAGAGACUUUGUGCUGGCAAGGAGAGAGAUUAUAUUCAGCUGGUCUGGAUGGGGAUGUGGUGGAAUAUGACCUAAAGAAGCUAGAACCUAAGGCCUCAGCAUCAUCGAAUGCUGGACCUGUAUGGUGUUUAACUACAGACUCACAUGGGAAAUUUCUGGCUGCCGGUACAGAAGAUGGUUGUGUGGUUUUGUUUGACACAGACUAUAAUUCUCUACAGUAUUACAGAUCUUUUGACAAGCAGGAAGGGAGAAUCUUGUCUAUUGCUUGGAACACCAGUUUGGAGGUCAUCCUUACAGGUGGUGUUGACAACAUGAGACUGUGGAGUGUUAAAUCAGGUCACGCUGUACAGAGAAUGACUCUGGGGAGGGUGGAGAAGAGCAAGGAGACCAUCGUGUGGUGUGUGGCCAUCCUCAGUGACAUGACGCUGGUCAGUGGAGACUCCAGAGGGAGAACCAUUUUUUGGAAUGGAAAACAAGGAACUCAAAUAAAGAGCUUUCAAAUGCACCAAGCUGAUGUUUUGUGUUUAGCUGUUCACCAGGAUGAAAAGCAAGUGUUCUCCUCUGGGGUGGAUCCCAAGGUGGUGCAGUUCCAGUACACCACAACGAGUCGAGAGAGCGACUGGAAGAUGUGGGUCAGAACCAAAAUCUGGUACCAACACACCCACGAUGUGCGGGCUAUGGCUGUAACUCCCACUGAUGUUGUGUCUGGGGGUGUGGACACAACUCUUCUAGCUAAUCGACUUGGUAAUGAGAAAAACAAAAGAAAAAUGAGAUCAAUCCCCAUGCAUCAGUUGGUGGGCGUGGCUAAGGACAGAAAUGCCCUCCUGCUGCAGUACCCUGACUACCUGGAGCUAUGGAGACUGGGAAACACCAGGAAAACCUCGGAGAAAGAUGGGGAGGUUUUACCUGAGGAAAUCCCUCCACAGAAGCUGAUCCAGCUGAAGACAAAAGAUGGGCAGCAUAUUGCCUGUAGUGCAAUAAGUUCUCGUGCAAACUGGAUGUCAUACUCAGACAUAGAUGGCUUCAAGCUGUACAAAAUAACAAUGACUGACACAGAAUCCAUCUCACCAUCAGUUGAUCUCAGGAAGGUGAAAAAAGGCCUUCAUUCCUAUUCAGCUCAUCGAAUUGUUUUCACCCCAGAUGAAAAGUUCUUGGUGAUAGCUACAUCCUGUCAAAAAAUUGUAGUUAUCUCCCUUGACGAGGACUCUGUGUCUCUGUAUCAUGCAUGGGAUGAUUACACAGAGGAGUCUAUACACCAGCUGAGUGUCAGCCCCAACAGUAAACUGGUGGCUGUAGCUGACCUGUCCUACAAAAUAACAGUGCUGGGGGUGGAGUCCAAGGAGGUUGUCUCUCAGUUGCCCAGCUAUAAAUCAACAGUAACUGCUAUGACCUUCACUCCAGACAGUCGUAAUCUGAUCACUGCACAUGCAGAUCAAAAGAUUUAUGAGUUCGAUGUCGAGAAAAAGGAAUACAGUGACUGGUGUCGGGAGGUGUGUAACAAGUUCCCGAACGCCUGGAAGAAGAGGCAUCAGAUCAUCCACCAUAUCUCCACCUCUCCACGCUAUCCCGAUAAAAUAUUCUUUUGUGAUCUAGACAAGUUUUUCAUCUUAGACAAAACACAGCCAUUCCCAAGCAUAGGAUCUAAACCUUUCAAUUUGGUAGCCAGACCAAAUUCUUCCAAAGUGUCAGCGUUUCAUGUUUGUACAAGAUUUCGCUAUCUUAUUCAUAUGGACUUCGUUAAUGAUGAUUGGGUUGUUAUGGUAGAACGCACAAAACUAGCCAUGAUGGAGUCGCUUCCAAUGGCAAUGCAACAGAAGAAAUUUGGAACUUGAGGAAAAUGUUCUAUAUUUUGUGUAUUGUGAAUUUCAAAACUACAUUUUUAAGAAAUUGAGGAGAACCAUGCUGUUCUAUCAAAAAACAAUUGGGAUCUGUUACAUGUCAUGCAUGCAUGCUAAAUUUGAUCAUGAGAAAGCAUGCAUUGAUUUAUGUACUAUGCAACAUAUGCUUUACUCAAAGUCACCUUCAGACAGAUGGGAUUAUGUUUUAUUUGUAACUAUUUUCAUUCUUGUGAUAAUGAAUGCAUACACACACAUUUCUUAAGUAUGUGUCUAUACAAUUUCAUGUACAUACAUGUAUUGAUCAUAUAGCCAUGAUCUGUGUGAUUAACUGAUUAUCCUACAAUGGGAUUACUGGGCAAUAAAACUUAAAUCAUAA
Magallana angulata is the source of this 2443-nucleotide messenger RNA. RefSeq names its product U3 small nucleolar RNA-associated protein 4 homolog. The transcript has 19 exons. Gene Ontology annotation, molecular function: RNA binding; protein binding. NCBI's taxonomy places the organism in Eukaryota, Metazoa, Mollusca, Bivalvia, Ostreida, Ostreidae. Gene Ontology annotation, biological process: maturation of SSU-rRNA from tricistronic rRNA transcript (SSU-rRNA, 5.8S rRNA, LSU-rRNA). Gene Ontology annotation, cellular component: 90S preribosome; t-UTP complex; small-subunit processome. The record is from RefSeq and is a predicted model, not a curated record. Bases 43 to 2061 code for a protein of 672 amino acids.